Molecule: messenger RNA, 3462 nt
Organism: Cajanus cajan (pigeon pea)
Lineage: Eukaryota; Viridiplantae; Streptophyta; Magnoliopsida; Fabales; Fabaceae
Gene: HERK2
Product: hercules receptor kinase 2
Biological process (GO): protein phosphorylation
Molecular function (GO): protein kinase activity; ATP binding
Source: RefSeq, a predicted model, not a curated record
GCUUAUUGUAAAAGAAACAAAAGCAAGCACAGAUGAAAUGAAACUUUUCCAAUCUGUUUCCAACCACACCCAUGUUCUGAUUUCCUUGUUUGUUUAUUCCCGAAGAGCCCAUUUUGGGUGACAUCUCUGAUUUUUUAGUGUUUGUCCUCUGGAUUCCUUAUCACAACAUAGCAAAGUUGUUGUCUUUUUUGUCAUUCAUAGUGCAUUGCACUCCUUGCUUUGGCCCGUGCUCCUUCAGCUUCAGAUCUGUGAAUUGCUGUUUGUGUUUGUUGGAGAUUGGUUCUGUUCAGAAAAAGCUGGAGGUGGGUUUUCCUUUUCAACUCUUUCUAGUGUGGAAAAAGGACACUUAUAUGCCCCAGAAGAUUGCUUUACCUAGUUUGCUCUAAAGGCUUCAACUUUCAUCAAUUUGGUUUCCUUGUUCAAGAUCUUGGAUAAUACGAGGUUGUUUCUGUGAUUGGGCAGUGUUGCCUUUCUGGGUCAAUAUUGUUUUCUUUCCCUUUGUUUGAUUUGUUUUGUUUUUGCUCCCCCUUUCCAAAUUUUGCUUCUUUUUGUUGAAAGAUAUCUCAAAGGUCUUGUUUGGGGGAACUGUUAUAAUGGGGAGUUUCCUUGGGGAGGGACUCUUAGUUGUUCUGAUUCUGGUGACAGUGAGCACUGUAGAGGCUCAACCAAAGUCUAUUCUCUUGAAUUGUGGUUCAAAUUCUUCUGUGAAUGUGGAUGGUAGGAAAUGGGUGGGGGACAUGGCCACUGAUAACAAUGUUACACUAAGCUCCUCCCCUGGUGUUGUUGCUUCCACAUCUACAUUGAGUGGCAAUUCAAUCUAUGAUCCUCUCUAUAAAACAGCCAGAAUUUUCAGUUCUCCUUUGAAUUACACAAUCAAAGGUGUUCAGGGAAACUACUUUGUUAGGUUCCAUUUCUUCCCCUUUGUGACUGAGGACUACAAUGUGAAUGAGUCCUCAUUUGGUGUUGUGGUCAAUGGUCUGAAGCUGUUGUCUGAGUUUGAUGUUCCUGGUAAGAUAUCCCACAAGAACAUGAACUUGCAGAAUUCCGGAAAGAAUGCUAGUUCAUUCUUCUUGGUCAAAGAGUACAUUCUGGCUGUGAAUGGUGAUAUGCUUCUGAUUGAGUUUGCUCCAACCAGAAGCUCCUUUGGCUUCAUCAAUGCCAUUGAGAUUGUCCCAGUUAAGGGUGAGCUUUUUGUUGACUCGGUUAGUAGAGUUGGUGGAAGUGGUGGAAGCUUGAAUUUGAGUGGACGUGCAGUGGAGACUAUGUAUAGGUUGAAUGUUGGUGGUCCUGAGAUUCAAUCCAGUCAGGAUCAUGAUCUUUGGAGGACAUGGGAAAUGGACUCUAGCUACAUGAUCACAGAAAAUGCAGGGUCUGGAAUUAAGAACAGUUCCAACAUUACAUAUGCUUCAACAAAUGACACUUCAGUGGCUCCUCUCCUUGUGUAUGAAACCGCAAGGGCAAUGUCCAACACUGAAGUCUUGGACAAAAGGUUCAACAUGUCAUGGAAAUUUGAAGUGGAUCCUGACUUUGAUUACUUGAUCCGUUUGCAUUUCUGUGAGCUGGUUUAUGACAAGGCCAAUGAGAGGAUAUUCAGGAUUUACAUAAACAACAGAACAGCCGCAAAUAAUGUUGACAUUUUUGUGCGUGCUGGAGGGAUGAAUAAAGCAUAUCACCAAGACUAUUUUGAUCCUGUGUCAUCAAGGAUCGACACGGUUUGGGUUCAACUCGGUCCCGACACAGCUGGUGGGGCUGCAGGAACGGAUGCUCUCUUGAAUGGUCUAGAGAUCUUUAAGCUCAGCAGAAAUGGGAAUCUUGCCUAUGUGGAGAGGUAUGACUUGGGAGAAAAUUCAGGAAGCAAAUCAAAAGUAAGAGCUGUUUGGGUUGGAAUUGGAGCAGGUGCAGCUUCUGUGGCUGUAGUUACACUGAUAGUUGCUCUUGUUUUCUGUUUCUGCAAAAGAAGGAGCAAAGAAUCAAGUGAUGCCAAGAACAACCCUCAGGGUUGGAGACCAUUGUUCCUCUAUGGGGGUGUGAACAGCACUUUGGGGGGCAAGGGGUCUGCAGGAACUCAAAAGCUUUAUGGAUCUGUGGCCUCAACCAGAGCUGGCAAGAGGUUUACAUUAGCAGAAAUCAAUGCUGCAACUAACAACUUUGAUGAGAGUUUGGUGAUUGGAGUUGGUGGCUUUGGUAAGGUGUACAAAGGGGAGGUUGAUGAUGGUGUUCCGGCUGCAAUUAAGCGUGCUAACCCUCAAUCUGAGCAAGGCCUAGCUGAAUUUGAGACAGAAAUUGAGAUGCUGUCCAAACUUAGACACAGGCAUCUGGUGUCCUUAAUUGGCUUCUGUGAAGAGAAGAAUGAAAUGAUCUUGGUUUAUGAGUACAUGGCAAAUGGAACUCUUAGAAGCCACCUAUUUGGUAGUGAUCUUCCUCCAUUGUCUUGGAAGCAACGCCUAGAAGUGUGCAUUGGUGCUGCAAGGGGACUUCACUACCUUCACACAGGCGCCGAACGUGGAAUCAUUCAUAGGGAUGUCAAGACAACCAACAUACUCUUGGAUGAGAACUUUGUAGCCAAAAUGGCUGAUUUUGGCUUGUCAAAAGAUGGUCCAGCUUUUGAGCACACUCAUGUUAGCACAGCUGUGAAAGGAAGUUUUGGCUAUCUAGACCCUGAGUACUUCAGAAGGCAGCAAUUGACUGAGAAAUCAGAUGUUUACUCCUUUGGAGUUGUGUUGUUUGAAGCUGUGUGUGCUAGAGCUGUCAUAAACCCUACCUUGCCUAAGGAUCAGAUCAACCUUGCAGAAUGGGCCAUGAGAUGGCAAAGACAAAGAUCACUUGAAACAAUUAUUGACCCUCGUCUUAGAGGAAACUAUUGUCCUGAAUCUUUGGCUAAGUUUGGAGAGAUAGCAGAAAAAUGUCUUGCUGAUGAUGGAAAGAGCAGGCCCACCAUGGGGGAGGUUUUGUGGCACUUGGAGUAUGUCUUGCAACUACAUGAAGCAUGGCUCAAAAUGGACACCACAGAAACUUCAAAAGAUGGAGGAGUAGAAAUGGUGCAUGAGCCUUCAAGUCAAGAUGAAGAAGUUGAUAUUGAUCACAAACACACAGGUGAAUCUGAUUGAGUCCACAACAAGAGAAUGAGUCAAGGAAAUGAAUGAUGCAAUUUGAGUUCAGUGAUUUCUGAAUGCUAGUGUGUCACAACAUUGAAGAACCAUGAAUGAAUGAAUGACCUUAUAGCUAAUAUAUGCUUUACAUAUUCUUUCUAUUUGUUUUAUAGAAUUCAACUAUUCAAGUUUAUUGUUAUUAUUUCUCAUCUGAUUUUUGUAUACAUGGUAGUGCAACGGGCAAGUGAUUUUCAACAUUUUGUCUAAAACAAUUGUCAAAAUUUGUGAUAUGCUCUGCUUUUGUAUUGAGUAUGCAAUUAUAUUGUAUUCAUCUUGCUUCUUGAAAGUUUGAUAGAAUGUUAUCACUGGUCAA